Molecule: messenger RNA, 1753 nt
Organism: Scophthalmus maximus (turbot)
Lineage: Eukaryota; Metazoa; Chordata; Actinopteri; Pleuronectiformes; Scophthalmidae
Gene: mmp23bb
Product: matrix metallopeptidase 23bb
Exons: 8
Coding region: 178-1239 (353 amino acids)
Biological process (GO): extracellular matrix organization; proteolysis; collagen catabolic process
Cellular component (GO): extracellular matrix
Molecular function (GO): zinc ion binding; metalloendopeptidase activity
Source: RefSeq, a predicted model, not a curated record
UCCAGAGCCGAGCAGGACGAACCGGGUCUGGACUCGGACGAGCAGACCCCGGGACGAUUCAAAUCUUGUUUUUUUCUUUUGUCUCGCGGCGGUUUGACGUGUCUCAGACGGUCCGGAGGGAACCGGGUUCUGUCCGGGACCGACUGAUGAACCGGCGGGUCGGGUUCUGUUCUCAUCAUGGAGCCGCUUCAGCUGCUGAUGACGAUGAUGGUGAUGAUGAGGAUGUGCAGAGAGACGUUCGCUGAGCGUCCGAGAAACAAACGCUACGCCGUCAACCCUCUGGGACACAAGUGGACUCACCACAACCUCACGUACAGGAUCGUCACAUUUCCCAACACUCUGAACGUGGACGACACGAAGAAGGCCCUCAGCAUCGCUUUCACCAAGUGGAGUGACGUGUCUCCGCUGACCUUCACCGAGGUCACCGAGGGCAACGCCACCGCUGACAUCACCAUCGGUUUCUACACCUUCAACCACACCGACUGCUGGUGGUCUCCUCUGCACCCGUGCUUCGACGGUCUGAACGGCGAGCUGGCUCACGCCUUCCUGCCGCCGCGAGGAGAAAUCCACUUUGACAACCACGAGUUCUGGAUCCUGGGCAAGUCCAGGUUCAGCUGGAAACAAGGAGUGUGGCUAAACGACCUGGUCCAGGUGGCGGCUCACGAGAUCGGUCAUGCCCUCGGACUGUGGCACUCCAGAGACCCUCAGGCCCUGAUGCAUCCCAACGCCACCUACACCGGACAGAGGAACGUCGCUCAGGACGACGUCUGGGGCGUCCAGAGGCUCUAUGGUUGUCUGGAUAAGAAGCGAGUCUGCGAUCCUUGGGCUCGACUCGGCUUCUGUGAGCGGAGGAAGACCUUCAUGAAGAAGAACUGUCCUCAGCGCUGUGACCUCUGCUAUGAGCCUCUGGAAGCGGUGACCACACCAACUCCGUCUCCAGCCAACGUCAAGAUCAAGAUGGUUCCCAGAGGGAAGGUGGUGGGUUUCCGCUGUGGAACCAAAAACCCCCGCUCUCCACCCAAAGUCAGCUGGUAUAAAGACGGCGAACAGAUCCGGACCUCCGUACCCGGCUACGUCGUCAUGAAGGACCGAGAUCUUCGCAUCGUCGCCAACGAGUUCAACGAGGGCGUUUACACCUGUCGCAUCCAUCGACGCGGGGACGUCGUCUCUGCCAACUCCUGGGCCAUCCGACUGAAACCAGAGCAGCCGGGUCCUGGUCCGGCCCGGUCCAACAGCUGAGGACAUAGACGGGGGAGGGGGUGUUGACCGGACAGACCGGGACGUACCUGGUCACUCGUCAGAAGAUCAGACGUUAAGAGUUGGUUCACUGAGGUUCAGGAGAUUUGUGACUGGAAAACAAGAUUUAAUCAGACGUCAUCAAAGAGCUCUGGUGUUUUGACAUCACACAGGAAGUCAUCAUGUGCUCAUAAACAUUCACAAAUUCAUUAAUUCAUAAGAAUCCUGACUUGAUAUACUGUAUGUAAAAGUCACGUUUAGUCGUCCCUGGAACGUCACGUCCUCAUUAUCCCUUUGUGGGACGUCACAUCCUCAUUGUCUCUUUGUGGGACGUCAAGUCCUCAUUAUCCCUUUGUGGGAAACAUCUAUUCAUAUUAUUUUAAUGAGGAACAUUAGUUUAUUGACUCGUCAGGACGUCCUGCGCUUCACUCACCAGCCUCCUGGUGUUUGACUUGUUUACCCACAAUGCACUGCAGAGCUGUUGUAUAAUAAUAAAAAUGGUUCUGGCUCCACUGAA